AUGGAUUCAUCUCCAUCCAUCGCAAUAAUUGGUGCCGGGCCAAGCGGUCUUGUCUUCGCACGACUGCUACAAGUGCAUGGAAUCACAGAUUACGUCGUCUUCGAGCGCGACCAAUCGUCUACUCCAGGUCCCUGGCAACAAGGCGGCUCUCUCGACCUCCAUGGACCAUCAGGUCAAGCGGCACUCAAGAAAGCGCGUCUAUUUGACGCAUUCAACUCGGUCUACGCACGCUGGGACGCUUCACGGGUGCACAUUGUCAACCAGACAGGAGAGACAGUUACACGCUUUGGCGAGGGGCGCGACGCACCCGAGAUCGAUCGCUUGCAGCUGCGUCAACUUCUACUUGACUCAGUGGACGCAAGUAAGAUCCGGUGGGACCAUGAAGUGAGGUCUGUUGAGAGAGAGGAGAGCAGGUCUUCUGGAAGCAGGGAAAAUUGCUGUACUAUUCACUUCACCAACGGCAGGUCAGUCACUGGGUGCAGGCUUAUCGUCGGUGCUGACGGUGCUUGGAGCAAGCUUCGCCCUCUGCUUACGCCAGCAAAACCGGUCUACUCUGGAAAAAUGUACAUCGAAGGCAAAAUAUCACACAACAACCCAAGCUACAGCACAGCCAAGGAAACGGCCGGCCCAGGAACCAUGCUUGCGGUCGGCCAGCAGAAGCAAAUGGCCGUGCAGCAGAUCGCCGACGGCACAUAUCGCGUGUAUUUUGGUCUGAAAGUGCCGGAAACAUUCUACCACCACCGCAGUGGCAGCGCCGUUUACAAGACCGAAGCCGUACGUCAGAUGCUGCUGUCAUCGGACGAUUUCUAUGCCACCUGGGCGCCACAUCUCAAGGCUAUUAUUGCGAACGCCGAGGGCCCUUUCCGUGCUUGGCCUUUGUACCGCAUGGAGCUAGAUGACGUUGGCUGGAAGCGUGUGGCCGCUCCUGGGAUGACUUUGCUUGGAGAUGCAGCGCACGUUUCGACACCGUUUGUGGGCGAAGGAGUCAAUUGUAGCAUGUACGAUGCAGUUGUGCUGGCUGAACGCAUUCUUGAACACUGUGGGGGAGCUUCAAGUCUCGCGAACGUUCCGGCAGCCAGACUGGAAAAGGCCUUGGCCUCAUAUGAAGAGAAUAUGUUCGAGCGUGGCCGAGACCUGAUCCGUCGUAGCAUGGAGAGCGAGGGUAUGAUAUUUGCUGAGAAUGCGGCUGAGCUACUUCUCCAGGCCAUCAGUGGUGCUAAUGGUGCAUAG
This is a messenger RNA of Aspergillus udagawae, 1230 nucleotides long. RefSeq lists its product as uncharacterized. The transcript is spliced from 2 exons. The coding region runs from base 1 to 1230 and encodes 409 amino acids. Gene Ontology annotation, molecular function: FAD binding. The record is from RefSeq and is a predicted model, not a curated record. NCBI's taxonomy places the organism in Eukaryota, Fungi, Ascomycota, Eurotiomycetes, Eurotiales, Aspergillaceae.